AUGGCCACCGACGAGAAUGAGAUGCCCUUCAAGGUUCGCGUCUCAAAAUUUCGACAUGUCUUCGGUUCGCCGUACCGUGAACAAGAUUGCUAUAAAAAUAUCCCGAUUACACGAAACGCACAUGAUGGAAGUUUCUGUGCGGUGAAUUCGAAAUUCUUGGCCAUUGUCACUGAAACAUCUGGUGGUGGUAGUUUUCUCGUUAUUCUUCUUACUGAAGUCGGUCGUGUCGAUGUUGAUCAUCCGCGUAUAACUGGUCAUCGUGGUCCGGUCGUUGAUCUGAAAUUUAAUCCAUUCAAUGACAAUGAAAUCGCCUCGUGUUCAGACGAUGGAACAGUUAAAGUGUGGUACAUACCAAACGAUGGUCUCAAAGCUGAUACCUACCAAUGGAAGGUCGAUCUACAUGGGCAUCAGCGACGCGUUGAUUACAUUGAAUGGCAUCCGACUGCGCAAAAUCUCAUUUUAAGUGCUGGCCUUGAUCAUCAAGUCGUUUUAUGGAAUGUUGAACGAGCGGAACCUAUUCAAGUAUAUCGUUGUCAUCCAGAUGCGAUUCAAUCGAUAUCGUGGAAUCGAAAUGGUUCGCUAUUUGCAACUACUUGUAAAGAUAAACAUAUUCGUGUGAUUGAUCCUCGAACGGGUCGAGUUAUUACAAAAGGAAUUGGUCACCAAGGGCCAAAAACAUCGAAAGUUGUGUUUCUAGGUGAGACAAAUCGUCUUUUAUCCACGGGUUUUGGUAAACAAUUUGAACGACAAAUAUCGAUCUGGAACGCGAAUGACUUGUCUAAACCGUUAACAGUCGAAACAGUUGACUUCAGUGCCGGUGCUCUUAUUCCAUAUUAUGAUCACGAUACUCGUACAGUUUAUUUAGCAGGAAAAGGUGAUGGAAAUAUUCGUUACUACGAAGUUAAUGAUCAAGGUGAUCCGUACUUAUAUUUUCUUUCGGAAUAUAAAUCAUCAUCACCUCAACGUUGUCUUGGUGUAAUGCCGAAGAUAGGCCUCGAUGUGACACGUAACGAAAUUAUGCGUUUUUAUAAAUUAUUCGCCACUGGAUCUGUUUGCGAGCCGAUUUCAAUGAUUGUUCCACGCAAAGCUGAAGCAUUUCAAUUAGAUAUUUACCCUGAUACACCAGGUCCUUAUCCAGCCUUAACGCCCGAUGAAUGGAUUUCCGGCAUCGACCGCGAUCCUAUUCUCGUAUCAAUGAAAGAUCGAAUCGAAGGAACAAACAUGCCGAAAAUCACAACGUAUCGCACACUUGAUUCGACAUCAACCACGCCUGUUCUUUCACAUCGGGGAACAAUGUCACGAACCAACCAACCACCCAUAGCUGAAGUUGCGCCUACACCGAAACAAACUCCAGCUGAUCAUUCACCGCCAUCACCGAUCUCAAUCGAGAAAAUGUCAAUGUCGAUGUCACAAUCUCAGCCACAUCUAAAUCCAGCAAGUAAAGGUUUAAGAAAGAUCGAAUCGUUGAAAAUGCCCGCGACGAGUGUUGAAUUCAAUAACGUUAGUGACGAGGUCAUUCCUCCAGUAUCAGCACCAUCUGUUCUCCCUCCUCCUUUACUACCACCAGCACCACCAGAGCGUAAGAUGAUUUCUCCGAAACCAGUUGCUGUUCCACCACCAACCAAUAAGGAUGCCACUAGCACACUUCGGUCACCAUCGAAGACUGUUUCACCGUCAAAAAAGUUGAGUCAUGCUCGAUCAACACCGGAUCUUUCAUCAUUGGUAUCAGAUAAUGAUGAGUUCAAACAUAAUGCAGACGAUGAUACAUCAUCAUCUAUUGAGAAUCUUUCCAACACCUAUUCAAUAUUACCUACACCACAAAAAUCGCAUAAACAACAACAACAACAUCCGCUACGUCCAAGUGGUUCUAUUCUAAAACGGAGGUCACAACCACCUGCGACACAACCUCGUGCACACGAAGAACCGAUUUACACUUCAUCGGCCUCUGUACCUUUACAAAGACCUGGCGUUCGAUCAGUUCAAUCAAUGAUUCGUGAUCAGAAAACGACUCACACGUCGGAGAGAGAUAAAUUUCAAAACCAGAUCAGCCAACAACAGCAGCAGCAACAACACCAACAAUCCUCGUCGAAUAAUAAUAAUACUUCAAACCGUCGUAAUUUUGAAGUUAAGAAAAAAGUCUGGAGUGUUGACGCGCCUGAGCAACAACAACAACAUCAGCAGCAGAUACCUCACCAUACUAAUGGCAAUGGCCAUCAUUUACCUAGUUCACAACAAAUAAAUGGCCUUGACUAUCGGCAAGUUUAUUUGAAACAACAAGAAGAAAUUCAAUCUUUACGUGAACUGUUGGCAUUAAAGGACAAUCGUAUACGUAUACUCGAAGAUGAAUUGCGUCUACUAAAAACUCCAUAUGAUCAUCGUGAGAAUGAUCCAACGAGAUGA
This is a messenger RNA of Adineta ricciae, 2400 nucleotides long. The record is from the annotation of a GenBank genome assembly. Lineage: Eukaryota; Metazoa; Rotifera; Eurotatoria; Adinetida; Adinetidae.